GGAAGUGGCAGCACAUUAAAGAAAGGAGAGGACGACACGUAGACUGGGUCAAAUACUGAGCCAAAAUGGACUUAAACACAUUCCAGCGGAUAUCAGGCUGCAGUAUUGUUUGUUAGUGUGGCCAGUUUUUCCGCUCUUAACAGCCUAAAUGGAGACAGACAGAGGUGUGGUUUUGGCCACAGAGAGAUAUGGUAGUGCAGAGUCCUGGAAGUAUUUUGCAAAAGAUGAAGUGAUGGAGAGGAGAAGAGAUGGGAGGGAAGGUGAAUCAAGAGGAAACUCUAUUGUUGGAGUUUUUAAAACUGUCUUCCUGCCUCAAGGCUAUCCAGAGAGCGUCAGUGAUGACUACUUACAGUACCAGUUUUGGGAUACUUUGCAGGCAUUCUCCAGCUCUCUGUCAGGGACUCUGGCCACUCAGGCUUCUCUCAAAGGUGUCGGUGUUGGAAACCAAGAGGCGACAGUCGCUGCAGCCACAGUUACCUGGAUACUGAGAGAUGGAACUGGUAUGUUGGGAAGAAUUCUCUUCGCCUGGCAUAAAGGGAGUAAACUGGACUCUGAGGCCAAAAAAUGGAGACUUUUUGCUGAUGUCCUCAACGACAUUGCCAUGUUCAUGGAAAUAUUGGCUCCAUACUUUCCUGCUUUCUUCACCCUGAUAGUGUGUACUGCAGGGGUAUUCAAGUCCCUUGUUGGAGUGGCAGGCGGUGCGACCAGAGCUGCUCUGACUGUUCAUCAAGCUCGCAGAGACAACAUGGCUGACAUCUCUGCCAAAGAUGGCAGUCAGGAGACUUUGGUUAAUCUGGCUGGACUGCUGGUCAGUUUGAUGCUCAUUCCCCUCGUCACUGAUAAUACAAUACUGACUCUCAGCCUCUUCUUCCUCUUCACCGUCCUCCACCUCUUUGCCAACUACAAGGCUGUGCGUUCAGUCGUCAUGGAAACCUUCAACGAGGCGCGGCUUUCGAUCGUGCUGCAGCAGUACGUGAGAGAUGGACAGAUCCUGAGUCCACUAGAGGCCAAUCAGAGAGAACCAGUUUUCUUUGAGUUAAGGAAAACGGUGCCAAUCAGACUUGGAGUGAGGCUGCAGGAGGUUGUACAAAGCCCAGAGGAACUGAAUUUGGCUUUGAAGGAAAACAACAUGCCUUACAUAUUAGGAGUACGUAAUGGCUGCGUCUGUGUUUGUUUGGGACCAGAGGCAUCGGUGCGUGACGAAAUCAGAGCAAUGUGCCAAGCUGUGUGGCUCAGCAACACAUUGAGCCCUCCAACCCAACAACAGCAAAGUCCCUGGGAAAUUGUGCACGAAAGUCACAAGUUGAUGGACAAAAUUUUCAAUACAUUUCUCAAAGGUGUGGAAGCUGCUGGAUGGGACGUAAAACGAACUCUGCUGGACUGGGAUGAGUGGAGGGUUGAAUGGAAAACAAAAACUAACUGAGCUGUGAAACGUUUGCAGCCAUUCCACAUUGUUUAUAUCACUUUUUUAAAUGCUAAUAAAACAGUGAUACUUUUUCAGUA
Molecule: messenger RNA, 1503 nt
Organism: Epinephelus lanceolatus (giant grouper)
Lineage: Eukaryota; Metazoa; Chordata; Actinopteri; Perciformes; Serranidae
Gene: rusf1
Product: RUS family member 1
Source: RefSeq, a predicted model, not a curated record